AUGGGAUCAUCGUCCCUGUCAAUAGCCAACUUCAGGUUCGAGCAGCGCGCCUCUGGGUUGGGCAUCCACGUUACGACACCGCGCCUCUCCUGGCAUAUUGACGCACCAGCAGGGCUGUCAAACUGGAUGCAGACAGGAUACCAAGUCCAAGUCAGCCGCCGUCGGAAACGAAACGGCGAGACACUGUCCUUUGGUGUCCAGAGCCCCGACACAGUCCUUAUCCCGUGGCCCGACACGCCCCUCAACUCGCUCGAGAGAGCCCAUGUCCGAGUUCGUUCCUUUGGCACAAGCAGCGGCACGCCAGCCGAUACGGAGUGGUCGGAUUGGUUCACCGUCGAAGCGUCCAUUCUUGACGAGGACAGCUGGAUCGCAAAGCCCAUCACCAGUCCGACAGAUCUGCCAGGCGGCGAGUGUUCAGCGGAGAAUGGGUUCCGGCCGAUGCGCUUUCGAAAAGUCUUCGACGUCCCCGAGAAGGCUGCGCGGAGCCGAUUGUACAUCACAGCCCUGGGUCUCUAUGAAGCCCGUCUUAACGGACGGCGCAUCGGGGAUGAGUGCCUUGCCCCAGGCUGGACGACGUACGACGCGCGCCUCCAGUUCCAGGCAUUUGAUAUCAGCUCCUUUCUUGUUGCUGGCACCAACAUUCUGGUGGUGGACGUGGCCGAGGGCUGGUACGCUGGGAGACUCCUCUGGGGCGAGGGCAAGUCUCGCAUCUACGGUGACCGCAUAGGACCGCUGGCGCAGCUCGCCCUAUUCGACUCGGACGCAGCGUCGACCCCGUCGAGGUGGAUCGUCACGGACGAGACAUGGGAGUGUAAGCCACAGGCCACCACGUCCAGUAGCCUGUACGACGGGGAGACGUACAAUCUGGGCCUCGAGUAUGACCCGUGGGAUCUGAAUGACUCCGGAUGGUCUCCCGCAGAGGUCCUGGAGCCUGUCCGCUCCGCGCUCGUCCCCUCCUCCUGCGACCCAGUCAGGGUGACGCAGGUCGUCCGCCCCGUAUCCAUCUCCAAGGAUCCCGACGGCAAGGCACUGGUGGACUUUGGACAGAACCUGGUGGGGAGAGUCAGGAUACCGCUCCUCGCCCGACCAGACGGUCAUCAGCUAGUCAUGCGCUUCGCAGAGGUCUUGGAGGAGGGCAGACUAGGCGUCCGUCCGCUGAGGCAGGCCAAGGUCACCGACACCGUCAUCUUCGCGGGUGGUCGACAACUCGAGAACUGGGCCCCUCGCUUCACGUACCACGGUUUCCGCUACGUCGAGGUCAGUGGAUGGCAUCCUGACGACACGGAGGGACCGCUGACGCUAGACUCGCUCGUGGCCGAGGUCCUCCACACCGACAUGCGACGCACCGGUCACUUUGCGUGCUCAGACGAGCGAGUGACGCGGCUACAUCAGAACGUCCUCUGGUCGAUGCGUGGAAACUUUGUAGGCCUUCCAACCGACUGCCCACAGCGAGACGAGCGCCUGGGCUGGACGGGCGAUAUCCAGGUCUUCAGCCCGACGGCGAGCUACAUCUACGACUGCAGCGGGAUGCUGGCAAACUGGCUGCGCGACGUGGUUGCCGAGCAGGCCAUGAACGGGGGCAUUGUCCCACUCGUCAUCCCCAACGUCAUGAGGGAUGGUCCGUGGCCGACGGUGCCCCAGGCUGUCUGGGACGAUGUCAUCAUCAUCCUCCCCUGGAACCUCUACCGCAACUUUGGCGACGCGCAGGUGCUGCGGGACAACUGGCCCGCCAUGGAGAGCUACCUCCGGUCGGUGCGUCGUGCUAGCGAUGGGCUCUGGGACCCGGCGCUCUGGCAGCUUGGUGACUGGCUCGACCCGGCAGCACCUCCUCACGAGCCGGGCCUCAGCCGCACAGAUGGCGUCUUGGUGGCGGACCAGUAUCUCGUCCACGUCACGUCUCUCAUGGCCAAGAUUGCCAGCGUACUGGGCCACGCGGAUUCUGCCGACAUGUACACGCGCGAGCACGCCAGGCUGAAGCAAACAUUCCAGGACAAGUACAUGGCCAAGUCAGGCCUCGUCGUGGGCGACUCCCAGACGUCCCUGUCCCUGUCGAUGCGCUUUGACCUCCACGCGACGCCCGAGCAGCGCAAAGUGGCGGGCGAUCGCCUGGCGCGCCUCGCUCGCUACGCAGGGUUCCGCAUCUCGACGGGCUUCGCAGGCACACCAGCGGUGCUCGAGGCGCUGACGCAGGGCGGCCACAGCCAGCUAGCGUACCGGAUGCUGCUCGAGGAGUCGUGUCCGAGCUGGCUGUACCCGGUGUCGCAGGGCGCGUCGACGAUCUGGGAGCGGUGGGACAGCAUGCUCGAGGACGGCCGCAUCAACCCGGGGGAGAUGACGAGCUUUAAUCACUAUGCCCUUGGCAGCGUGGCCGACUGGCUGCACAGGACUGUCGCGGGUUUGAGUCUGCUCGAGCCCGGCUGGAAGAAGGUCCUCGUGAGCCCGAAGCCGGGGGGCACGAUUACGAGUGCGCAGGGCAGGUUUGAGAGCCCUCAUGGUACGAUCAGCUGCCGCUGGGAACUCGUCGAGGACAACCGCAUGGUCCGAGUGCAUCUCACGAUCCCGCCCAACGUCCAGGCUGUCGUGGACGAUCCUCGAGGCGAGUACGUGGUGGGUUCGGGCAGGCACAUUGUCGACUGGCCGCUCCCAAAAGAGGAGGAAGCCUGGCCGCCACAGAAGCAGGUGAUUGCGUUUGGUAUGUAG
This is a messenger RNA of Emericellopsis atlantica, 2700 nucleotides long. Its product is annotated as alfa-L-rhamnosidase. Gene Ontology annotation, biological process: carbohydrate metabolic process. The transcript has a single exon. The coding region runs from base 1 to 2700 and encodes 899 amino acids. Lineage: Eukaryota; Fungi; Ascomycota; Sordariomycetes; Hypocreales; Bionectriaceae. The record is from RefSeq and is a predicted model, not a curated record.